AUGUUCGCCUUCAACGUUAACGUGCAUUUAUUAUAUAUGUGGGUUGUGGUAAUUAACCUACUCGUUGUUUUAUUGUUGAUAUCUUUAUCGCUUGUGUCGGCAAACAAAGAGCGCACCUUAAGCGACAAGCCAAAACUGGAAUACUGUCCAUUUUUCGCCAACAGAGCUCCAAAUAUUCAACUGGGUCUGAAAAAUUGUACGUGGUUCAGAGAAAAUAGCUGCUGUCGACAACAAGAGAUUGAUGCUAUAUUUUCGAGAGUGAAGCCACUUCGAGGUGCAUCUCCGGCCUGUCAACGCUAUACAAAUUAUCUCAUGUGUUACGUGUGUGCUCCGAACCAGAACACAUUUUACAGAGUAGAAAGCUUAACCGUCUGUGAAGAAUUUUGUGAUGCCUGGUAUGAAGCGUGUCAGAAUGCAGUACUGAAAGGGUCUGUUAUAAAAGAACUCUAUUCCAAUGGAUCAGAGUACUGUGCCAGCAGAAGAUUCAAAGUGCAACCAGCCGAAACAAGCAGCUGCUACUAUUUUGAUGCCAGGCGAGACAAAAGUGAGGCUUCACGUUCGAUGGUGUGGCGAAUGUUGUUAAGUGGAGUAUUGAUUUUCCCAUGCAUACAACGAUUCCGAGAUUUCGUUUAG
This is a messenger RNA of Candidula unifasciata, 633 nucleotides long. The record is from the annotation of a GenBank genome assembly. NCBI's taxonomy places the organism in Eukaryota, Metazoa, Mollusca, Gastropoda, Stylommatophora, Geomitridae.